Molecule: messenger RNA, 2316 nt
Organism: Tigriopus californicus
Lineage: Eukaryota; Metazoa; Arthropoda; Copepoda; Harpacticoida; Harpacticidae
Gene: mRRF2
Product: ribosome-releasing factor 2, mitochondrial-like
Exons: 1
Coding region: 1-2229 (742 amino acids)
Biological process (GO): mitochondrial translation; ribosome disassembly
Cellular component (GO): mitochondrion
Molecular function (GO): GTPase activity; GTP binding
Source: RefSeq, a predicted model, not a curated record
AUGGAAGCUCUUAAACAGUUCGGUCUUUUUCGACGACUCCUCCUCACUCGGUGUUUUCCCAAAUUAUGUCGCCAUGAGUCUUCCGAUGCCGCCCAACGCAUCCGGAACGUGGGCAUCAUGGCUCACAUCGACGCCGGAAAGACCACGACCACCGAGCGAAUGCUUUACUAUGCGGGCUACACGAGUCAUUUGGGCGAGGUCCAUGAUGGUGAUACCGUCAUGGACUACAUGGAACAAGAACGGGAUCGUGGGAUCACAAUCUCAUCAGCGGCCAUCACCUUUCCUUGGAACGAUCAUCAAGUGAAUCUGAUCGACACACCGGGACACGUGGAUUUUACAAUUGAGGUGGAACGAGCUCUCCGCGUUUUGGAUGGGGGCGUGGUGGUGCUGGAUGGAUCCGCCGGGGUCGAGGCCCAAACCAUGACCGUUUGGAGGCAAGCCCAGAGAAAUGGCGUGCCUCGAAUUGCGUUCAUCAAUAAGAUGGACAAGCCCAAUUGUGAUUGGGAUUUGUCGCUUCAGUCCAUUCAGAAGCGGCUCAAUCGAAGACCGCUGUUGAUACAGAAGCCCAUAGGCCAAGGCAAAUCGUUCACGGGUCUGUUGGAUUUGGUCGAGAAAUCUGCAUUGAUUUGGGACUCGUCUUCGAGUGAGAAAUUCGGUCGCAACUACAGGGUGAUUUCCUUCGAUUCCCCGGAAUGUCCGAGGGAUUGGAGUGAGGAAGGUCGUCAAGGCCAUAUGGACUUGAUUGGCCACUUAAGUGACGGACACCCCGACAUUGCCGAGAGAGUGCUCAUGGACGAAUCUAUUUCCAAUCAAUUGCUCAAAACAUCCUUGAGGGCAGAAGUGCUCAAUCCGGAGAGCCAAAAUCUUGUGACGUUAUGCGGCAGUGCCUACAAAAAUAUCGGAGUCCAACCCCUCAUGAAUGGGAUCGUCGAUUACCUCCCCUCCCCUAAAGACAUUCGAUAUCCGUUUCUCAAGAUAUACGGGUCACAUUUCUGUGGCCUCGUAUUCAAGAUCAUCCACGAUCCGAAUAAAGGUGCUCUCAACUUUGUGCGGGUUUAUCAAGGCCGCUUGGAAGAGGGGGCCUCUAUCUACAAUAUGACCCGAGGCACUUCUGAAAAGGUCACCCAACUCAUGGUUGCGUUUGCCGACGAUUUCAAGGCUGUGAGUGCGGUGGAAGCAGGCAAUAUCGCUGUGAUUGGCGGUCUCCGGGAUACUUUCACGGGUGAUACCCUCGUUCCCAGCUCCUCCAAAGCUAGAAACGUGGUACAAGAAUGGGAAAAGAAUCCGCGUGGAUUGGUAUCGCCAUAUCUCUCUGGAAUCUCCGUGCCCAAUCCCGUGUUUUAUUGCUCCAUCGAGCCGAUCGCUGUCAGAUAUCAGACCGCGUUGGAGAAGGCCUUGGCCAAUCUAGUUCGAGAGGAUCCCAGUCUUCAUGUCAACCUGAGCAAAGAGACUGGCCAAACCGUGCUCAGUGGGAUGGGUGAGCUUCAUCUAGAAAUCAUCCGGGAUCGGAUUCUCAAGGAGUACAAAGUUGAAACCGAUCUGGGCGAGCUCAUGAUCGCUUAUCGAGAAACGCCCACCACUAGCUUAAGGCAAACGGUCAAUUAUGCGAAGAAGAUUUACGACACAAACAUCGCUAUUCAGAUCGAUCUCUCGCUUAACGUGGGUGCCCCCAACGAAAUCCAACCUUCCUCAUUCAAGUUCUCCAAAACUAAAGAUGACUCCACUCAAUUGGAGACCCUCAAGGCUUUCCAAAUCAAGGCUAUCUGGAAGGGCUACAACGACGGGAUUGAAUUGGGCCCAAUCUUGGGCUACCCGGUAUUGAACUCGUGUUUCACACUGCAUUCGGUGGAGCUUUGCCGUGAAGCCACGCCUCCCCUCAUCUCUGCCGCCAUGGGCUAUGCUAUGAAUCAGUUGAUGAAGGAGGCGUCCAUGGUGCUGUUAGAGCCUAUAAUGCGGCUAGAUGUGACCGUGGAAAAAGAAGCCAUGGCUGUUUUGAAUCAGGAUAUUCUCCGAAGACGUGGAACUAUCGAAGACACAGAUUUGUUGGGCGAACUCAAUAGCAUGACUGCUUUUGCUCCAUUAGCCGAAUUGCGCGGCUAUUCAAAUCACGUGCGAACAAUCACAUCCGGGAAAGCCUUUUUCGGCAUGGAAUUUAGCCAUUAUGAAGGCAUGACCGAGGCCAAUCAGCGAAAAGCCAUUGAAGAUGUGACUGGAUUUGCGCCCAUGUAGAAAAUGUAUAGUUUCUUUAAAAUAGAAAAAACCCCUUCAAAGCUUAUCGAGAUCCUCCUGUGAUUUUGGAUCGCCUUAUAUUGCAGA